Trichoplax adhaerens is the source of this 1572-nucleotide messenger RNA. RefSeq lists its product as uncharacterized. Bases 1 to 1572 code for a protein of 523 amino acids. NCBI's taxonomy places the organism in Eukaryota, Metazoa, Placozoa, Uniplacotomia, Trichoplacea, Trichoplacidae. The record is from RefSeq and is a predicted model, not a curated record. The transcript is spliced from 4 exons. Gene Ontology annotation, molecular function: protein binding.
AUGGCAUCCAGCAGUAACGGCAAUAAUCAAGAAGAAAUUAAAUGCGAAUUCCUCGUCAAAGAAGGUCGCUAUAAAGUAUCGCCAUUAUCUGCGUCCUACAGCUACCAAAAAACUACUUACCAGACAAACCACGGUAAUCCGGUCAAACUUUCCAUGGUAACUUCCAAUUGCGAAGGAGGCCUUUAUGGUAGAUUAGUCUAUAACUAUGGUCGUGAGUUAUUCACUUUCGCAUAUAAAGAAAGUACUCGCCAGGAUACCGAUAACAAAAUCUUAGAUAAAAAGGCAUACAAGAGCGCGAUACCUUUAUGCCAUGACUUUAACUUAAUCACCAGAAGCCCAGAUACCUUAAAUUUAAUCGUCGGUUUCAAUACUGGCCAAAUGCAGCUAAUCAACGUUGUCAAAUAUGAAAUUAUGAAAAACUUUAAUGAGAGCCGUAAUAUUGAUAAUAGUAAAAUAACAUGUAUUAAAUGGAUACCAGGAAAGGACAAUUUAUUUAUAGCAUCUUACUUUAGUGGAAAUAUAUAUAUGUAUGAUGAUAAUUUGCCGUGCAGCAAUGGACCUAUAACAUAUUCAGUUGUUAAAGAAAGCGAUGACUUCAGUGUAUAUACAAGCAAAAGCAAAUUGCAGCAGCGUAAUCCUAUUUAUAAGUGGACCAUUGGUAAAGGUGCUGUGAAUGACAUGGCUUUUUCGCCAGACUGCCGUCACUUAGCCACGGUGAGCCAAGAUGGAUUUAUGAGAGUGAUCAAUUACGAAACAAAUACUGUUAUAUCAACUAUGAAAAGUUACUUUGGAGGAUUACUGUGUGUAGCUUGGAGCUCAGAUGGCAAGUGCGUCGCAACUGGUGGUGAAGAUGAUCUUGUUACGGUUUGGUCAUUUACUGAAGGUGUAGUUAUCGCAAGAUGUGAUGGCCAUCGCUCAUGGGUGAACGCUGUAGCUUUUGAUCCCUAUACUAUUUUUGUUACUAAUAGAGAUGAUGCUAGCUUCAGUGGUAGCGAGGAUGAAGCAAAUGUAAAUUGUCAUAGAAACGGUAGCAACGAGGUUGAAAAUUCCAAUGUGCUAUCAUAUCGUAUCGGUUCUGUCGGACAAGAUACCCAAUUCCUGUUAUGGGAUAUCGGAGAGGAUAUCCUCACUUCUGAAAGACACAGGAAACAGCCUCAAACGGUUACUGUUAACUCUAACACAAAUAGUAAUUCUAAUACUAUCUCUAGAGCUUCUAUCAACGAUUUAAAAAUUGAUGGAAUUAGCGACUAUUCAAAUAAAUCAGAUAGCUCAAGCUCUAAUAAUAAAUCAGAUCAUAGUCAUAAUAACAGUAAUAACAGCAAUAAUAAUAAUAACAACAAUAAUACUUCCAUUACUACUACUACUAAUAAUAAUGAAUCAACUUCAAUUAACAUACAAUAUCAAUGCCCAAGUAUUACCGAAAUUCCAUUAAUUGAACCAAUAGUAGCAAGGAAAAUCGCUCAUGAACGUGUUACGUCUUUAGCCUUCACGGAAGAUUGUAUAACAUGUGCUAGCCAAGAUGGUCAAAUUACUAUUUGGAUUAGACCAAACAUUGUUAGUACUCAACUGUAG